Aspergillus homomorphus CBS 101889 is the source of this 1755-nucleotide messenger RNA. Its product is annotated as cystathionine gamma-lyase CYS3. Bases 354 to 1577 code for a protein of 407 amino acids. The transcript has 4 exons. The record is from RefSeq and is a predicted model, not a curated record. Gene Ontology annotation, molecular function: pyridoxal phosphate binding; cystathionine gamma-lyase activity. Gene Ontology annotation, biological process: transsulfuration. NCBI's taxonomy places the organism in Eukaryota, Fungi, Ascomycota, Eurotiomycetes, Eurotiales, Aspergillaceae. Gene Ontology annotation, cellular component: cytoplasm.
GGGAGUUUGGUCCUGUUCUACGCCCUUGGGUCUCUUGGCAGGUUCGCAUCGUGCAUUCCGGCAAAAAUAUAAUAAUAUUAGUAGUCCUUUCUUUUGAGGGGGUUCUGCUCUCAUUACAAAUCUUGUCUCAUUCUCUGUGGCGCUUACUUACAGCCUGAACUACUCUCCUACUACCUACAAUUUACUACUAUAUAAGACGGCCUCUGUGUCCAUCGCAAACGGAAGCGUUGAGAGAUCACAUCAUUUCUUUUUGAAAUUGUUUCACUAGCAUAGCAUACUAUAAAUCGAGCCCUUCUCUUCCUUUCUUUGAUCCCCAACCAUCUUUUCGCAUUCAAUCACCACAGUUCGUCACAAUGGUCGCUCAAAACGGAGAUUCCGUCUCUCAGGAACGCCGUUUCGGAACUCUGGCAGUGCAUGCCGGUGCUCCCCAUGAUCCUACCACCGGCGCCGUUAUUGCUCCGAUCUCUCUGUCGACCACUUUUGCGCAAACCAGCGUUGGAUCUCCCGUCGGUCUCUACGAGUACACUCGCAGCUCGAACCCGAACCGAGACAACUUCGAAGAAGCUAUCGCUGCCCUCGAACACGCUAAAUAUGCCCUGGCCUUUUCCUCUGGAUCUGCCACCACUGCUGUGAUCCUGCAGUCUCUCGCGGCGGGCUCGCACGUUGUUUCCGUCUCCGAUGUAUACGGUGGCACCCACCGCUAUUUCACCAAGGUCGCUUCCGCCCAUGGAGUCGAUGUGACUUUCACGCCUAGCAUUGAGGAGAACGUCGAGAAGUUGAUUCGACCCAACGAGACCAAGCUGGUCUGGAUCGAGACUCCCUCCAACCCCACCCUCGGUUUGGUCGAUAUUGAGAAUGUUGCUGCCAUUGCGCACAAGUAUGGCAUCAUCGUGGUUGUCGACAACACCUUCAUGAGUCCCUAUGUCCAGAACCCCCUGGAUCAUGGUGCCGACAUUGUCGUGCACUCCGUCACCAAGUACAUCAACGGUCACUCUGAUGUCCUCAUGGGCGUUGCCGCCUUCAGCUCAGAUAGCUUGAAAGAGCGUCUUAGUUUCCUCCAGAACGCUAUUGGUGCCGUCCCGUCUCCCUUCGACUGCUGGCUCGCCCACCGCGGUUUGAAGACUCUCCACCUGCGCGCACGUGAGGCGACCACAAACGCCACGGCCGUCGCCAAGGUCCUGGAGGCCUCUCCCCAUGUCAUUUCCGUCAACUACCCUGGUAUCGACUCUCACCCUCAACGCGCUAUCGCUGUCAAGCAGCACCGCCAGGGUAUGGGCGGUGGCAUGCUGAGCUUCCGUAUCAAGGGUGGUCAGCAGGCUGCUCACUCAUUUUGCAAGUACACGAAAGUCUUCACCCUGGCGGAGAGCCUGGGUGGUAUUGAGAGUCUUUGCGAGGUUCCUGCAGCCAUGACUCACGCUGGUAUCCCCAAGGCCGACCGUGAGAUUGCAGGUGUCUACGACGACCUCGUUCGUAUCUCUUGCGGGGUGGAAGAUGCUGAAGAUCUGACGGCCGACGUUCUCCAGGCCCUCAAGAAAGCUGUUGCAGCUAGUCACCCGGUGGAGAACGGCAGCGCUUAGUUGGAUGACUUCUAAUGAUUGAGAAUCGUUACUGCGAUAGAAUAUAGACCCGUUCAGGGGCUAGAUCACACACCUCCGUCGUGUCAAGACCCCGGUGGAACCUAACCGACAUAUCAAGCCAUGAGUUUUUAAUGCAUUGUGGGUUUUGCAUAUAACAUUUUUUUGAGAUAGAAUCACG